AUGCUGAAGUCAUCGAAGAAGAAGGAGGGCAAGGAGAAGCCGGAACAAGGCACCUCGGCUGAGGGCGACAAAGGCAAGAAAGGCGAUGACGGCAAAGACGGCAGCAAGCGUCCGGUCAUCCCAUCGAUUCGAACCGAAGACUGCUCUAGCUCUUCGGGCGCUGAUGCUGGCCCGCCGGUAACUGCUCUGAAGCGCACUUCUUAUGGGGGAGGGCCCACGCUGCCGCGUCGGGAUCGGCGGCAAUCGAGCAGCUUGUUCGCCAUCUCGCAGAAUCGGGAGAUCCAGUCGUUGCCGGACAUCAACACGGCUGCCCCCGCUGAUGCCGAGCCUCUCUUCAUCCAAAAGCUGCGCCAAUGUUCCGUGGUUUUCGACUUCACCGACCCCUUGUCGGAUAUCAAAUUCAAGGAGGUGAAACGUGGCGCUCUGAACGAGUUGAUCGGCUACAUCACGACGAAGCGCCAAGUUAUCACUGAAAGUAUCUACCCAGAAGCCGUCAACAUGUUCUUCGUCAACAUCUUUCGCUCACUGCCGCCGCCGACCAACCCGAUCGGCGCCGAAUACGAUCCGGAUGAGGAUGAGCCGAAUCUGGAGGCGGCCUGGCCGCAUCUCCAGCUCGUUUACGAGUUCUUCCUUCGGUUCCUCGAAUCGCCCGACUUUGUUCCGGCGUUCGGAAAGAAGUACAUCGACCAGAAGUUCCUCGUCAAGCUCCUUGCGAUCAUGGAUUCCGAAGACCCUCGCGAACGCGACUUCUUGAAGACUACUUUGCACCGAAUUUACGGCAAAUUCUUGAACCACCGUGCUUUCAUCCGCAAGACUAUCAACAACAUAUUUUACUCGUUCAUCUAUGAGACGGAGCGGCACAACGGAAUCGCCGAGUUGCUCGAGAUCUUGGGUUCUAUCAUCAACGGUUUCGCGGUCCCAUUGAAGGAAGAGCACAAGCUUUUCCUGCUUCGCGUCCUGCUCCCGUUGCACAAGACAAAGGCCAUGAACGUCUACCACCCGCAGCUUGCCUACUGCGUUGUUCAAUUCCUCGAAAAGGAUCCCGCGCUGACCGAGCCCGUCGUCCAUGGUUUGCUUCGGUUCUGGCCCAAGGUCCGCAGUCCGAAAGAGAUUCUCUUUUUGACUGAAGUCGAAGAGAUUCUCGAGAUCAUCGACCCGGACCAGUUCAAGAAGGUGAUGCGUCCGCUUUUCACCCGUCGCAGGACAAUCCACGGGCUUAUCUACAAUGCGCUGAAAUCUUUGAUGGAGGGCAACCAACGUCUUUUCGACGAGUGCACGAAGAACUACGCCAAGCUUCGAGCCCAAGAGCGAGAAGCUCGUGUCAGGACCGACGAAAAAUGGCAGCUCAUCGAGAAGGCGGCUCGUGGGAACCCUGUGUGGCAAGAGGUCACGGACACCUUCCCCGACGAGCUUCGCGCCCAGUUCGAGCAGCUCGCCUUGGACGAGGAGCCGGAGCAGCGGUCACAGCCCGUUGACCCCAGUGUCGACUUGUCGCAGGAGACGUCGGCCGAGAAGGACAGCAGUUUUUAUCAGAAGAAGAGCGAGGUCCCGCCGGAUGUUUUGACGGAGCGAGCCCUCGACGAGCAUCAGCGCCACGAUCCGUACCUCCGGCCGGUUGACAAUGAAGAG
Molecule: messenger RNA, 1629 nt
Organism: Mesorhabditis spiculigera
Lineage: Eukaryota; Metazoa; Nematoda; Chromadorea; Rhabditida; Rhabditidae
Source: the annotation of a GenBank genome assembly